AUGUCCCACAUUCAUCUUUUAUUCAUUGACUUUGUCCUUAUUGUUGCCCGAGCAGGCACCGCAGAGUCACGUCCAUCAUCUCCUCUUUUCAUCCCGGCAAAGCCCGCAAAGAAGUCUGCGAGGAGGUCAAGAAAACACAUCAAAGAAGUCAGCGGAGGAUCCACAGACAGCGAGGACAUCGCCGUGGCCGGAACUAAAGAGGCCUUCAAGAAGAAACGGCGCAAGGGUCAAGCUAAUCAGAAGGAGAGCAAAGACACGGCAGCGGGAAAUAACAGAGGGGAAGAGGGACGAGACAGCAAGGGCUCCGAAAGGUCAACCGCAACAGAAAAAUCUGAAGGCCUGGCGUCGGCUGCCAGGCAAGAGCAGGAAACAACCAGCGGUGUCACGCCGUCGCAGACAGAGCCGCCGACAUUGAACAAGACAAGCAGAGUCCCCGAUUCAUUGCAGGAUGAGGAAGCACUGAGUAAGCAGAACAGACAGCAACAGAAGGCUUUGGGACGGAAUGGAAAAAGCAGAGUUGAAGAAAGACUCAAGAACUUCUAUGAGGAAUGUGUGGAAAUGAGUGCUGCAUUGAAGCAGGGCCCAAACAAACACCACUGGUUCAAGGCAAACAUCCUGGAGAGGUGCCGGCUCCAAAAGAGGCUGUCGUCGUGCCCCGAAGCCCGAGGCUCAGAUGUGGAGCUGAGCGCCGAAAGUGACACCGUCCCGCCGCCUGAUGGAGAGCCAGGGGGAGAGGAGGACUUGUCCGGCCACAGCGCUGGCAAAGACGAGCCUGUUAAAGAGCAAGACCUGCAGGCACAGCUGGAUGCCAUGAUGACAGUGCUGAGCACGUCCGACGAGGUGGAGCAGCUGGUUCUCAGGAACACGGAUCUGACGGACGACCUCCUGCUGAACCUGGCGGCGGCCCUGAAGAGCAGCCCGUCGGAGGUCGCGCUGCUCAACCUCAACCUGAACCUCGUCGGCCCGUACGGCGCCCACAUCCUGCUGGACGUCCUGAGAGUGAAGCCCCAGAUACAAGCCGUGCACCUAUUUGGAAACAAACUGCGUGACCAUGGCGUGCUGACCCUGUUGAAUGGAGUCGCUGAGCUGCAAGAGCAAACAGCAAGAACCGCUGCGGCCAUUCAGCAGGCGAUGCUCUUCCCACCCGAACAGAGUUUGUUACAGCAGCUCCCCACCGGGUGGAGCUCUUUCAGGGUCUUCACACUGCAGGAGCUAGACAUCGGGGGCAACGGCCUGAGCAGUGAAGGGGUCAAGACGCUGGCGUCGUACGUGAGGUCCUACUCGUGCCUCCAGUACUUGGGGUUAGCGCAGACUGGCGGCGCCGAUCUGGCGGCGUGGAAGGAGCUCUUCGACAGCUUGAAAGGGAACGGUUACCUGAGCCAGAUCGUCCUGGACGAGAACAACCUCGGGGACCCCGGGGUCAGGCUGCUGGCCGACACGCUGAGAGAAAACGUCAGUCUGCGGCAGGUGGACCUCGACCGCAAUGGGAUCAGCGACGUGGGGGGAAACGACAUCAUGGCGGCGCUGCUGUGCAGAACGCGGGUUCCACUGAGACAUCUGAGCCUGGAGGACAACAGCAUCAGUGACGGACUCAUGAGCAGAAUACAGGAGGAGGUGAAACGUAAAUGAAUCCUGCUGUAGUGGAAGAACACGCUCACAAACCAUGAGAAACUAA
Molecule: messenger RNA, 1675 nt
Organism: Salarias fasciatus (jewelled blenny)
Lineage: Eukaryota; Metazoa; Chordata; Actinopteri; Blenniiformes; Blenniidae
Product: protein NLRC5
Exons: 5
Coding region: 1-1629 (542 amino acids)
Molecular function (GO): protein binding
Source: RefSeq, a predicted model, not a curated record